GUUACGUAUGAAAUUGCUGGUGCAAUAGAAAAAAAUAAAGAUUCCCUUUCACAAAAUCUCAUAUUUGUAAUGAAAACUAGUGAAAAUAUAGUCAUCAAUCAAUUGUUCCAGUCCAAGCUGACACAAACUGGAUCACUUGUUCCUCCUCAUUCCCUUAAAAUCAAAGGCUGUAAAGCAGCUUUGCUGAGUAAAAAACCAUCAGUAGCCUGUGCAAGUGGAGAAGCAAAGAAAUAUAUUGAGCUCAGCAAGCUCUUGAAAAAGAAAGGAACAUCUUCAUUUCUUCAGAAACUGGAACGAGGGGGACCAACCACUGUGGCAAUACAGCUCAGGAAAUCGCUCACAGAUAUUAUUGGGAAGCUGCAGAACUGCACACCACAUUCUGUUCAUUGUAUAAAGCCUAAUAACUCCAAGUUGCCAGAUACUUUUGACAAUUUUUAUGUGUCUGCUCAACUGCAGUAUAUUGGUGUUUUAGACAUGGUCAAAAUCAUACGGCAUGGAUAUCCAAUACGUCUGUCUUUCACAGACUUCUUGUCAAGAUACAAGGAUUUGGCUGAUACAGCAGGAGGAGAGAAGAAGAAGUUGUCUGCCAAGGAGAGAUGUCGUCUUGUUCUUCAGCAGUGUAAAUUACAAGGCUGGCAGAUAGGAGUCCGAAAAGUGUUUCUUAAAUACUGGCAAGCUGACCAUCUCAAUGAUUUGUGCCUUCAGCUUCAGAAGAAAAUUAUAACCUGCCAAAAAGUUGUCAGAGGAUUUCUAGCUCGUCAGCGCUUGCUACAGAAGAUGAGCGUCAAACAGCAAGAGGUCACCUCAAUCAAAAGCUUCUUGCAGAACGCCGAGGAUAUGGGAUUGAAAACAUACGAUGCCUUGGUCAUUCAAAAUGCUUCUGACAUUGCUCGGGAAAAUGACCGGCUCCGCAAUGAGAUGAACGCUGCUUACCACAGAGAAAAGUUAGAGGCUAGAAGCAGAGCAGAAGACGGCCACAAAAAAGCUGAAGACAAGGGUGGGAAGGUCUCCGAGGACAGCUUUGCCGGCUGUCGAACGCCUAAGCACUUUCAUUCCAGCUCCGUCCCUGUCCCCAUGGCAGUGGACAGCUUGGUACAUUCUGUGGCUGGGUCAUCCAUCAGAUCCCCCUCCCUGCACUCUGUGUUCAGCAUGGAUGAGAGCAGUAGCCUGCCAUCACCAAGGAAACAGCCUCCUCCCAAACCAAAGAGGGACCCCAACACACGACUGAGCGCUUCAUAUGAGGCUGUUAGCGCUUGCUUGUCAGCAGCUUCUAAGGAAACCGCUAAUGAAGUACUGACCCGUCCAAGGCCACACAGUGAUGACUAUAGUACCAUGAAAAAAAUACCUCCCAGAAAACCAAAACGAAGCCCCAAUACGAAGCUUAGUGGCUCUUACGAAGAGAUACCUGGCCAAAAGCCUGGGGAUGUAAAACAGGCCAGUGUGGUAGCUAAACCAGUUGCCUAUGACACUGUGACAGUACAGAGAACAACUUCUGCUGAAGGACCACAACAUGCAGUGUUGAGUCUCUAUAUGUCACAAGAAGAAGAGGAAAAUGAGCCUGUUUACAUUGAAAUGGUAGGGAACGCAAUGAAAAGCAGUUCUGCUGAAGCAGAAAGUCCAGAACAAGGAGAGUCUGUAUAUGAAGAAAUGAAGUAUUUUCUACCAGAAGAAGGAAGCAAUGGUAAUGGAAUAGUUCCAGUAGUGACUGGAUCCCCUCCUCUGUUGUUUGAAAGUAAAAAAACUAUUAACACUGAAGAGGGAAUAUUGGAUGGAAACAGUCAAGCAGCUUUGAUCUAUAAAGAUUCAUGUGACAUUCCGGCCCCUUUCCCUAACUUGCUCCCCCACAGGCCACCACUUCUUGUAUUUCCUCCAACCCCUGUCACAUGUUCACCUGCUUCUGAUGAAUCACCUCUAACACCACUAGAAGUCAAAAAACUUCCUGUCUUGGAAACCAACCUAAAAUACCCUGUGCAGUCAGAAGGCUCAAGUCCAUUAUCACCACAGUACUCCAAAAGCCAGAAAGGGGAGAAUGAAAGACCAGCAUCUCCAAGCUUGGUUGUGUUCAACGUUUCCAGCAAAGUGACUCCUCCUUCUACACCACCUCCUCCUCUCCCACCACCCCCUCCUCCUAUACCACCUCCUAUUUCCUACCGGGCUUCCACACAUUUUGCAUUUCCUCCAGAGACUUGUGCGAGUUUUCUGAUUAAUACAGGGAAGACAGGUACAAACUCAGAUCUGUCAAAAGUACCUCAGAGACCAAAUCCUGCUCAGCCUGGUUGCUCAUCAUCUCCCUUCUCCAAACUGCCUUACUCCCCAAAGGUGGCAAGAGCAGAUCACAGGAAACUGAACUCAAAUUCAUCAUCUUCAUUUUCAUACAGCCCUACAAACUCAAGGUCGUUGACCAGUCCCCUUGAUGAGUUAACUAGCUUGUUCAACUCAGGACGGAGUGUGCUACGAAAAUCUGCAGCAGGGCGUAAGAUCAGGGAGCCAGAAGGUAAGACAGAUUUCUGUGCUUCUCUAUAG
Messenger RNA from Apaloderma vittatum (bar-tailed trogon), 2523 nucleotides. RefSeq names its product unconventional myosin-XVI-like. Lineage: Eukaryota; Metazoa; Chordata; Aves; Trogoniformes; Trogonidae. The transcript has 9 exons. Gene Ontology annotation, biological process: neuron projection morphogenesis; negative regulation of G1/S transition of mitotic cell cycle; phosphatidylinositol 3-kinase/protein kinase B signal transduction. The record is from RefSeq and is a predicted model, not a curated record. Gene Ontology annotation, cellular component: myosin complex; perinuclear region of cytoplasm; nucleoplasm. Gene Ontology annotation, molecular function: cytoskeletal motor activity; ATP binding; actin filament binding. The annotation marks the transcript as partial.